UCUUCAUCCUCAACCUCAACCUCCCACAAAAAGGACGCGGCAGACAUCAUCGCCGCAGCGUCACGUCCAUCCAAGAGAUUCUCGCAACAGAGUACCUACAAAGACGACAUGAGAAAGUCGAUCUGGUGCGAGACCCAGUGGACGAACUUGAGCAUGCAGGCCAAGAAACUUGAUAUGCCGCUGUUGCCGUAUUUCGAACCGGACACGAUGUUGUUGUCUAAGGAUAUUAAUCAUAAGUUGUGGUUGCAGUUGACUCGUCUAUGGGACUUUCUCGGCCCCGACCGCGCCCCCUACGCGACCCCAAUCCUCCUGAAGGGCGGCGAGGUCAAAUGGCAUUCCUUCCUCGACGGCGACCGCGGCGACGAGGCCGAGGUCUACGACAGUGCUGUCGAUGCCUUCAUGAGCGCUGCUCCUCGGCCGGGCAUUUAUGAA
Molecule: messenger RNA, 432 nt
Organism: Capronia coronata CBS 617.96
Lineage: Eukaryota; Fungi; Ascomycota; Eurotiomycetes; Chaetothyriales; Herpotrichiellaceae
Exons: 2
Source: RefSeq, a predicted model, not a curated record